CCGCGUAAAGAAAGUUUGCUCACCAUGCUCGUCAUCGGCUGUCACUCACACACACACGCACCGCCAUUACUCUGUCUCUCUCUCUCUCUGUUUCUCUUCAUCAUAUCUUACCUUCCAAGAAAAAUCCCAUGCAAUUUUUUUUUAGUACCUUCAACAUGAAGCAAAAGCAAAACAUACAAAAUCCAUACAAGCAAACCUCAAAUAGUUAUUAUUAAAAUUUUUAAUAAUUGAUGGUUUCCAAAGAUCUUGUUAGGUGUUUUCUCAACCACAAUGUUCAACAACUAUAAAUACAUACCAUAAUGACGAGCUUUUAAAUUUUUCUCGUGCUUUUGCUUUUUCCUAAAUUUUUUGGUUUUUCCAUCACCAUUAAUCAUCAUUCAUAUAUGUCUAACCAAAAUGGUUCAAAUCUUCAAGAGAGGUUUCAGAACUUCUUCAAUGGUUGGCUUGAAAGACAACAGAGUUUUCUCGACCAACUCGAUCAUUUCUACUCUUCCCUAACCAGCCAUGAAAACCACCUAGAACAACAGCGAAACUCGAUCAUCGAACAAGUUCUGUCCCACUACCAAGAAUAUUACGAAGAGAAAGCAAGAGCAGCUUUGGAAGACGUAUUCACUGUCUUCUCGGCUCCAUGGUUGAGCUCCUUCGAGCGGACUUUCCUCUGGAUUGGGGGCUUCAAACCGUCGAUGAUACUCCGUCUAGUGAACAACAUACUCGGCGACUUAACUCCUGAACAGCUGCAGAUCAUGGAGCGAAUGAAGGCCGAGACAAGCCAGGCCGAGAAGGAGCUGAUGGAGACGACAGCGACGGUUCAGGAGAGUCUUGCAGCUCCGCCAUUGCUGACGUUGGCAAGAAGAGUAGGGAGACUGAUGGGUGGAGAGAUAUUGAACUUGGAUGGGGCUCUGGAGAGGGUGAAGACGGCAAUGCUUGGGGUUUUGCAGAGCGCAGAUGGGCUUCGAGCUUCCACGGUGAGGAAGUUGGUGGAGGUUUUGAGUCCCGAUCAGAAGGUGAGGUUUUUGAUGAGAGUUGCACAAUUUCAGCUCAGUAUUAGGAGGUGGGGAGUGCAGAGGGAUUCGCAGAGAGCGACAAGUUGUUUGAGUUUGAGAGGUUGAUUUUCUUUUUUUUU
This is a messenger RNA of Ziziphus jujuba (common jujube), 1123 nucleotides long. RefSeq names its product protein ZW2. The record is from RefSeq and is a predicted model, not a curated record. Gene Ontology annotation, molecular function: sequence-specific DNA binding. Lineage: Eukaryota; Viridiplantae; Streptophyta; Magnoliopsida; Rosales; Rhamnaceae. Gene Ontology annotation, biological process: DNA-templated transcription. The transcript has a single exon. The coding region runs from base 384 to 1109 and encodes 241 amino acids.